Styela clava is the source of this 1871-nucleotide messenger RNA. Lineage: Eukaryota; Metazoa; Chordata; Ascidiacea; Stolidobranchia; Styelidae. The record is from RefSeq and is a predicted model, not a curated record.
AAGCAGUUUGACAGCAAGCAGAGUAAGCAGAAGAAUAUAGUUUGAGUUAGAUAAAAUUAAUUAAUCCUGGAUCAAAAUUAAGUUGGUAAUUCCGGAUGAAUUUGCUUUACACAAAAUCAUGUUUUGUGCAACGAUUGAGAACAUUCGGAUUUUAUGUUGUUUCGAGUAAAAAAAGAAUUGACUUCAAUAGGAGAAUGUGGAUCGCUGCUUUGGUAUUUGUGGCAUUCAUUUUAUUGCUUAUCAUUUAUGGGAAUUAUAUCAUGAAUCAACCAGAAAGAGGAAUAAUAUAUGAAGAAAAUGAGUGGGUUGAAUAUGAAAUCAAACAAGAUUACAAGAAAACAUCAAAGGAAAGACAUCGCGAUAAACUAUUAGUUGAAUAUGAAGCAGCCAAAAGAGCGUUAUCAAAAGUUUUUCAAAAGGCUUAUGAAAAAUAUAUAUAACUUCUCAAGAAAGGCGAUUUCCAUGAUAGCAAUUUUAUAUCUUCAGCAACCAGUUCAGCGCAUACCAGAUGUCAUUGGAAUCGGGGUUGAGAAGUGUGGAACAGGUGCUCUUAGGAGUUUACUUCGUAUGCACCCGAUGAUCAAAGUAGCACCCAAAGAACCCCACUUUUUUGAACGACCGCAUAUAUAUAAAUUGGGCCUAAAAGCAUACACACCUAUGUUGGCCAAAGUUUUACCUCACGAAAUAUCAUUUGAAAAAACACCGGCCUACUUCAACUGGGAACUCGCGACACCAGAACAUCUUCGAGAGCUUGUUCCUCACGCCAAACUUUUACUUGUUUUGUGCAAUCCUACCGAAAGAACAUAUUCAGAUUAUGCCCAGGAGAUAAUGAUGGGUCAUCUCAAUAAAAACACAACGUUUGAACAAAUGGUUGAUGAUCUUCUUGUCUACUCCGCUAAUUUAACUGCAAAAAUGAAUGAAAGUGGAACGGAAAUGGAAUAUAUUGAGCAGUUAUUUAAAAAAAGGAGUACUAACCAUAUACUAACAACUGGAUUGUAUUACUAUCAUUUACUAAGAUGGUAUAAAGUGUUCAACAUGAGCGAUAUCCAUAUCGUAGACGGUGAGGAACUUAUAUCUAAUCCUGCUAAAGUCAUAAAAGAGGUUCAAGACUUUCUUCACAUUCCAGAGUUUGUCUUACCAGAAAAUAUUCCAAAGGGACCGUCUGGAUUUUAUUGCUUUGCCAAACCUUUAGUUGUAAAAAGAAACGACGUUUUAGUCGCUGGAACAGAACGUACUUUUUGUAUGGUUGCAAAGGGAAGGACUAGAAAAGGAGCAUGGGGUGUCGCGAACCCCGAAUAUAUGAAAAAACUGCGCUCAUUUUUUGCACCAUUUAAUGAAAAACUUUAUAAACUACUCGGUCGCAGAUUUAAUUGGUGACGACCGAUUAGAAGUUAUUUCAACUGCCACAUCCUGCACAUACUAUAUAUAGACUAUAGUAAUUAUACCACUUGAUUUACAGCAAAAAAAGAUAUUCUAUGAUAAUAAAUAUGUUAGUACUGGGUUACCCGCUCGCUUCCAUGAAGACGAGUGUGCUAGAAAACGCUUCUCAGUUUCUAUCUACCUCGACCCCAACCAGCAGCAAAAGAUACUUAUACAUGCAAGAUAUGUAGCGUAAAAGUAAUAAAUGGUUUCAUUGAGAAAACGGGAAUGUCGGAAAUACUCUAUUAUAAGCCUCGAUACCAACAUUUUUAUGCAAUAUAUUCAAGUUACUAAGAUUUAGUCACUUUAAUAUUGUGAACUAUUUUUUAAAACUGCUGAAUUAUCAUCAACAAUUAUCGAGUCACUAUUUUACUGAACAAUUACUUUCCACUUUAAAUAUGCCCGACCCCGAAGGAAAUAUUUUGGAGACAGACAUGACAUAUAAUUUAUGA